Pyrus x bretschneideri (Chinese white pear) is the source of this 2505-nucleotide messenger RNA. RefSeq names its product protein WHAT'S THIS FACTOR 1, chloroplastic. Lineage: Eukaryota; Viridiplantae; Streptophyta; Magnoliopsida; Rosales; Rosaceae. Gene Ontology annotation, molecular function: RNA binding. The record is from RefSeq and is a predicted model, not a curated record.
GAUAGUUGGAUAGUUGGAUGGUUGUGCUUCUUUGUGACAGAUUUGCUUCAUCUUGCUCAUAAGAAACCACUAAGGCUGGAAACGUUUAAUGUGACCCUUGUGUGGAUAGUGAGCCAGAUGGUAUUGUUGUACCCUAUAUAAUGUCACCACACAUGUGUAUUGUGUAGGGUGUAAAGAUUGUGAGUGAAAUAUGGAGUUGUCUUUGCCUUUCUCGUUGCAUAGGGAUUUACCCAUCACUUCUCUCAGAUCCAGCUUCCUCCCUCGGAAUCCUCCUUGCUUAUUAGGCACAGUCAAGAGGAAUUAUAAAAACAAUAGGAUCUCAGAAAAUAUCCCUUUUUCAGUUUCUUGCGUGUCUGUCAAAACUGUCCGCAGUCCUUCACUAGACAAGCAUGUUGUGAAGCAAAACAAGAUACGUUUUGUCCAAAAGCUACAAACACUGCUUCUUUCCAAACCAAAAUGCUAUAUUCCAAUUCAUAUUCUCAAUAAGUGUCGAGCCUACCUUUCCCUAUCAAAGCCACGAUCCAUUCUCUCAAUGAUUCAUCGAUACCCUACUAUUUUUGAACUCUUCUCGAUCCCAACAGCUCCCUUGCCAUCCAAUGCAAGCAAAUCAUUAUCACAACUCUGUGUCCGUCUAACCCCAGCUGCAGCAGCCCUUGCUGCUGAGGAAUUAAGUCUCAAAUCAGCCAUCUCUGACUCCUUGGCCACAAAACUCCAGAAACUUCUUAUGCUCUCUUCUCAUCAUCGACUACUUCUGUCAAAGUUGGUUCACCUAGCUCCAGAUCUUGGUCUUCCCCCUAAUUUUCGCUCUCGUCUAUGCAAUGACUAUCCAAAUAAAUUCAAGACUGUUGACACCUCCUAUGGCCGUGCACUUGAGCUUGUCUCCUGGGACCAAGACUUGGCAAAGCCUUUACCAUCUCCAGAAGUUCAGUCACGUGAGCUAAUAGUAGACAGACCUUUGAAAUUCAAGCAGUUGACGCUCCGAAAGGGUCUAAAUUUGAAGAGGCGUCACCAGGAUUUUUUGCUCAAAUUCAAAGAAAUUCCAGAUGUGUGCCCAUACAAUACCCCCAUCUCGGACUUGCCUAAAGAGUCAAUUGAGGCAGAGAAGAGAGCUUGUUUGGUGGUGAGAGAAGUGCUAGGGAUGACGGUUGAAAAGAGAACUUUGAUAGACCACUUGACUCAUUUUAGGAAUGAUUUUGUGCUGUCCAACAAGUUGAGAGGGAUGAUCAUACGGCACCCGGAGUUAUUCUAUGUGAGCUUGAAAGGGCAGAGAGAUUCAGUGUUUUUAGUGGAGGGUUUUGAUGACAAGGGUGCACUGUUGGAGAAGAAAGAGACUUUGGUGAUUAAGGAAAAGUUGAUGCAGUUGGUCAGAGAUAGCAAGAGACUAAGAAGAGAGAGGAAGAAAGCUAGGAUUAACAACACUGAGAUUGGUGGCUCUACUGAUGACUUUGAGUCUGAUGAUGAUGAUGAUGACGAUGACUAUGAUGAUGGUUUUCAGAGUUUGUUUGAGCCUGAAGAUUUUUAUGGGGAUAAUGAUGGUGAUAAGAAGGGUGAGACAAUUGACUACAGGGAGAAGGGGCAGUUUUGGACUGUUGAUGCUCAUUCUGUUCAUGAUGGCAGGAAGCAACAAAUGGAACCUUGGUAGAAGAGAAUGUCAAUUGUUCAGAUCUUACCCGAAAAUAAUCAUAGUGCGAGGAUAGUAUUAUGGCGGUGAUAUGAAUGACUGUAAAAAUGAAGUCUCACGAUCUGUAUCUAUAUAUAUGAAGCAAAUGGCCCUUCACCUAAAGGGCCAAGAAGUGGCACAGAUAAUUAAUCACGCUCUUCAUGGAGGUAACAUAUGCAUAAAGAUAGCUGAUUCAUGUAUAUCCACUGCAGCUUCUUGGUUCUCAACCUCUGCAUCAAUGGCUCCAUUACCUUCGUGCUGUUCUGCUAUGUAUGUCAACUCAAAAGGUGGUUUCACUUGGAAUUUCCUUUCGCGGGCAUGAGCAUAGGUACAGUGAGGCAAUAUAUCUACUGAAGCAACUGCUAAAUUGAUUCACUUGUGAUGGAAAUAUUGGACAUUAAUACUAGACCAAUGGUGGGUGCUGCCAUGCUGGUUCAAGAGUGGCACCUAAAAGGAGUCCUGCACUUAGGUGCGCAUCAAGGGAGACCUUUAAAUUCUAUGAUUGGUACGAGGAGCAGAUUUCAUGAAGAAUAUGAGGUAUGUGGGGUGGAGCAGCUAGUCCCGCACCCGCAGCACUAUGCUGGGGAAGGAGGAUGGCAGGUUGUUCAUACGGAGAGUGGCAUUUGGUUGACUAUUUUUGGGCUUCUUCCAUGUGAUAUUAUAUUUUUCUUAUAUACCAAAUAGUAUUCAUCCCGUUUCGCUACUGUUCAGAAGUCCGCAGUUAGUGAAACGGGAUGAAGACAUUCAAACCGAGUGACCUCUAACCAGUUUGAAUGUGUGUAGGCUGCGUGACCGUUGAUCAAACUUUUGGCAUCAACAAUUUUUAAUCUACACUAUUUGCAAAA